AUGGAUCGAGUACUUGCCCUCACUGCAGCAUACGAAGUGUACACGGAUGUUUCAAAGAAAGCGGAAGAAGGCCUGAAAUUUUAUUCCACGCUGUUUUCGCUGGUAAGAAAUCUGGAUGAAGCGGUGGAAGCAAUCGAAAUUGCAUAUGCAGAGGAGAAGGACAAGAAUGAAAAGGAGAUGCUUCGAGCACUGGAGGAACGCACAAAUGCUCGUGUUUCCGGUAGAAACGCUGGAGCAAGUAGUAAUACUGCGAACGAAGUGCCCAUCGCAAACGGUGAUAAAAAAAGCUCGGAUUCGGGAUUUGAGAAACUGUUAGAAAAAGCUGAUAACCGAUGGGCUUUUGGUUAUGCUACAACUGGUGUCUUGGUUUGCCUCGUAAGUAAUAGUAAGGCGAAUACAAACUGA
Messenger RNA from Gongylonema pulchrum, 405 nucleotides. Lineage: Eukaryota; Metazoa; Nematoda; Chromadorea; Rhabditida; Gongylonematidae. The record is from the annotation of a GenBank genome assembly.